UCUUAAAAACAGGAAUAACUGUUUCACCCUUUGCACUGAGCAAAAUUCUUCAGCAAUCCAUCAUUUCUCCACAUUUUGCUGAUAGAAAAGGAAAAGUCUUCAGAAAUAGUUCUCCAGACUUCUUGAAGGACCUUAAAAGGUCUUCUUUGGAUGCUGGCUGCCUUUUGUUCCGUUGUCUCUCGCAAUGAUCCCAGACCAAUCCAAGACUGAUAGUGUUCCAUUAUGUGCUUUUCUAUCCAGAUAUGAUUUUACUGCAGUGUACUUGGGAUCAUUGUCAUGAGGAAAAAUAAAGCAAAUGUCAAUCAGAUGCUCUCUAGAUGGUAUUAUGUGGUGGAUCAAACUCUGUCAGUACUUUUGAGUGUUUAUAAUUCCAUCAGUUUUGACAAGAUCUCCAACUGCAGCUCCAACCAUAACAGAGCUUCUACCAUGGCUGUAGACGCUCACUGCCAAGCUUCUCUUCUCAACACCUUCGUACUGACAUUACUUUGAGCCCAAAAUGUCUUUAAAGUUUGGAUUAAUCACUCCAAAGCCCUUUUCCCAUUGAUUUUUCAAUCUACUUCUUGUGUAAUUUUGCGUACAUCAACCUUUGUUUACCUUCCUUAAGAACGGCUUCUUGACAGUCGCCCUUCCACCAAGACAUUUGUGAUGAGGUUUCAGCAAACAGUAGGUGCCAGUAAGGGCCAGAUUCAUUUCUUCCUAUUUUGUAAGGACAUGGCUUUGAAAAUAUGUUUACAUUAGGAUAUGUUUCCUUUUGUCCUCUAUUUGUCCAGUUUUCCCCAAUUUCUUAAAGACAUACUGUACUGCAUUUCAAGUUUUUCUUAUAGAUUAGUGUUAAGUGGCUUAAAUAUUCUGAAAAUAGUCAGAUACCAUGACUGGGCUGAAAAUGAGUGGAACACCAGUCCAUGUCUCUCUUCGAGGGAUAGCUCAAGACUUUUGAACAGUGCUGUAUAAUGCACCCUGGAUCUGGUUUUCAGUAAUCUGUGGUAACCUAACCUCCCGAUCAAUAGCUGCUGCUUUUAUAUUAUUCUUUUAUAACAUCUUAUCACAUUAGCGUGACAGGGAAGGGGGCUUGCGCUGUGAAAAAAGCUGCAUUGUGUCCAAUGAAACCUGGCCCGUGUAAAGAGCAAACCAGUGAGCUGCAAGACGACUCCUCCUUGUGUUUUAGAGUAAUUAGAACUUCUUCCUGCUGGGGAGUUCAGACCUAAAUAUUUAAUCUUGAAUGGAACCGUGGCAAAACAUGUCAUGCUGCCUGGGUCUUUUGUGUCUCGUACACACAGUCCGUGGUGGCAGAGCAGCUGCUAAGGCACUUUUUGUUGUAAAUAGUUGGUGAGUACUGGGGGCUGUGCCCGGUGGGCGUGUUGGAGACAUUCUGUAGCAUGUCUGCACAAUUGUCUGAACGCGUAGAUGUGUGUCAGAGAUAAGGUGGGACUGUGUGUAUGUGCAGUCUAGGGACAGCGGCAGCAGCCGGCAGCGAGUGCAUGUGCAGCAGAGCUGACGGAGGCUGGAGCUGUUUUGAUCAGAGAAAAGAGAGAUGGAGAUAAAAAGGCUCUCAUCCUAGCAAAGAGGUAGCAGUGAGGCUCUACAGGGAGGGAAGAGACCCAGGCUGACAGAAAGAUGAAAAACAGGCAGGAUCUGGAUGACAGUCAGUUUUUUGGCUGAACACUGAUAUGUGUCACAAAGAUGUCCACACGCAGCUGCCAGGGAACAGACUCUGUCAUCAAGCCCCUGGACACCAUCCCUGAAGACAAGAAAGUGAGAGUUCAGCGCACGCAGAGUGGCUUCGACCCGUUUGAGAAGCCCGCCAGUCAGGUGAAAAGGGUCCACUCUGAGAACAAUGCCUGCAUCAACGCCAAGAGCUCAACUGCUGGCAAAGAGUCCCCCAAAUUGCGCCGCCACUCCAGCCCUAGUUCUCCCACCAGCCCCAAAUUUGGAAAGGCAGAUUCCUAUGAAAAGCUGGAGAAACUGGGAGAGGGUUCAUAUGCUACAGUUUACAAAGGAAAGAGCAAGGUGAAUGGAAAACUAGUGGCUUUGAAGGUGAUUCGACUACAAGAAGAAGAAGGAACACCCUUCACAGCCAUAAGGGAAGCAUCUCUUCUGAAAGGCCUGAAGCAUGCUAACAUCGUCCUCCUUCAUGACAUCAUCCACACCAAGGAAACCCUAACUCUGGUUUUUGAAUAUGUGCACACAGACCUGUGUCAGUAUAUGGACAAACACCCUGGAGGACUGCAUCCAGACAACGUCAAGCUCUUCCUGUUCCAGUUGCUGAGAGGUCUGUCCUACAUCCACCAGAGGUACAUUCUUCACCGUGACCUGAAACCCCAAAACCUCCUCAUUAGCGACACUGGAGAGCUGAAACUCGCCGACUUUGGCCUGGCCAGGGCCAAGUCGGUCCCCAGCCAUACCUACUCCAACGAGGUGGUGACCCUGUGGUACCGGCCUCCAGAUGUCCUGCUGGGAUCCACAGACUACUCCACCUGCCUGGACAUGUGGGGAGUGGGCUGCAUUUUCAUUGAGAUGAUCCAAGGAGUGGCUGCAUUUCCUGGGAUGAAGGACAUCCAAGACCAGCUGGAGAGGAUAUUCCUGGUCCUUGGCACUCCCUCUGAGGAUAUGUGGCCUGGUGUUAACUCCCUGCCUCACUUUAAACCAGACCGCUUUACAGUGUACAGCGCAAAGAAGCUCAGACAAGCUUGGAAUAAGUUGGGCUAUGUGGACCAUGCUGAGGAGUUGGCCUCCAAGUUCCUCCAGUGCUUCCCAAAGAACCGGCUGUCAGCUCAGGCAGCACUGAACCAUGAAUACUUCAGCAACCUUCCUCCACGGCUCUGGGAGCUGCAGGACAUGUCUUCUAUCUUCACCGUACCAAAUGUCAAGCUGCAGACAGAGAGCGGGGACAGCAUACAGGUGUGUGCACGAAGGAACAGUCAUGGAAAGGCAUCCUCUGGCAGCAAACACUGACCUGAGGCAGCAUCCUGCACACGACUGCCUGACAGGUACGCGCUCAUUAGCAAACAGUAUGCUGCAGCAGAAGCAGCAUGAAGUAACACACUCUCAAAAGAAUAACAUGGAACAUGCAGACAGAAGGUGAAACUUUAAUGAUAUGGAUAUUUUCAUGUGCUAUAUUGCUUGUGUAGUAUGUGAAGUAGUACUUGUUUGUGUCGCAUGUGAAUUUGAGUAGUGUGUUCUCAAAUCAAACACGGUCACUUGUUCUCUGACCACAACUGACGUUUGCAACACUUUACUGGGAUUGUCGUGCUAGCUACGGCAUUUUCUGAAUAUCUGUGACUUGCUGUUCCUCUGAACACACAUAAUAUUUAAUCACGCUACACAGGUUAACGCUCAUAAACACAAAAUCUGUAGUCUUACCUGAAAUGCUUGAAUGCGCUGUUAGCUAAGUAGCUUGGGUAAGGCAUGCACAGCAUCCCACAGGCCGCCGCUGCUUUGGGGAUAUGCUAUGAAGUUAAUAUUUUCUAACAAGACAUGUGGAACAAGUGCUUAUGGUCGUGUUUUAUCAGAGUUACAUGUCUUUAUAUGAUCAAAUAUGGUUUCAGUUUAUUCUUUUGUGCAUACAGUGUGGCCUUAUAGAGGAGAACUAGCUAAACAGUAGUAAACCAUUUCUAAAACCUGGAUGUUUACUCUCAGUUCAUGCUUUGUUAUAUAUAUAUUCUGCAUAUUUAUCUGUCCAUAUAUAUACAUAUGUAUGUAUCUUCGUUGUAUAUGUGACACAUGCAAGGGCCUAAUGUUGUUGGAUCAUUUCUUAUAAUUGAUUUUACCAAGAGCUGAUGUUGCAGUGGGAUUUAUUUUUCUCUCAUGCUCCUAUUAGUGAGUCGAAUCAUAUUUGUACAUCUUUGGUUUUUUUAUAAGACUAAUCAGCCGAUUUUCUCAUAAAUACAAGAAGAAAAUCAAACAGUGAUGUAAUGGAAAAGAUUGUCUAUUAGAACACAAAAAUGUCAAACAACAUGAAAGUCAUUAGCUAUUCCCUCGCACAGUUCUCUGUCUGACACUGAUCUGCAUCCUGCCGACCACCACGGCCUUUCUUUUAACACCGAAGCCAUGAGAUCUGUGCCGCCUGCACUAAAGCAGAGAAUCCAGUAAUAGAUGGAGGAAUGGCUUUGAGUGGGCGAAGAGGGUGUCCCAUUCUUUAGAGACGGGGGUUCUCUUUCAGGGCU
Haplochromis burtoni (Burton's mouthbrooder) is the source of this 4163-nucleotide messenger RNA. RefSeq names its product cyclin-dependent kinase 14 (gene cdk14). Gene Ontology annotation, cellular component: cytoplasm; cytosol; nucleus. Gene Ontology annotation, molecular function: cyclin binding; cyclin-dependent protein serine/threonine kinase activity; ATP binding. The transcript has 13 exons. Gene Ontology annotation, biological process: protein phosphorylation. NCBI's taxonomy places the organism in Eukaryota, Metazoa, Chordata, Actinopteri, Cichliformes, Cichlidae. Bases 1681 to 2952 code for a protein of 423 amino acids. The record is from RefSeq and is a predicted model, not a curated record.